AUGACUAUCGAACCUUUCCAGACCACCUUCGCGGUCCCAAUGACCUGCGAGGGUUGCGUUAAAGAUGUCUCCGCGUCGCUCCAGAAGUUGGACGGGAUCAGCAAGGUUGAGGCCAGCCUGAAGGAUCAACUGGUCUUCAUUGAGGGCACCGCGCCGCCCAGCUCCAUUGUCACUGCCAUCCAAGCUACGGGUCGUGAUGCGAUCCUGCGAGGAAGUGGCACCUCUAACAGUUCCGCGGUGUGCAUCCUCGAAACACAUUCCACUGCCGUCUCGAACAAGAUCCGCGGUCUCGCACGGAUGGUUCAGGUGUCGUCCACUAUGACCCUGGUGGAUCUGACGAUCAAUGGCCUCGCUCCGGGCAAGUACGUGGCGACCGUGCGCGAAGCGGGCGAUAUCUCGCAAGGAGCGGCGUCGACGGGAGGCAUUUGGGAGGCCGUCAAGGCCAAGGUAUUGGGCUCGCCGGAGCCCGCUAAGGAACCACGUGGGGUCUUUGGGUCCGUGGAGGUCGACGAAAAGGGACGCGGCAAUGUCUUUUUGGACCGACCGGUCGCGAUCUGGGAGAUGAUUGGCCGCAGUAUGGUGGUGUCAAAGAAUGCCGAGGGCCCCUUUGACCGGGAGGACUCGAACACAUUGGUUGGGGUCAUCGCUCGUAGCGCGGGGGUGUGGGAUAACGACAAGAUGGUGUGUUCCUGCUCCGGCAAGAAUGUUUGGCAGGAGCGGCAGGAGCAGGUCUCCCAAGGAAUGAGGGCAUAA
Aspergillus japonicus CBS 114.51 is the source of this 753-nucleotide messenger RNA. Its product is annotated as copper chaperone CCS1. The transcript is spliced from 5 exons. Gene Ontology annotation, molecular function: superoxide dismutase copper chaperone activity; copper ion binding. Gene Ontology annotation, biological process: removal of superoxide radicals. The coding region runs from base 1 to 753 and encodes 250 amino acids. Lineage: Eukaryota; Fungi; Ascomycota; Eurotiomycetes; Eurotiales; Aspergillaceae. The record is from RefSeq and is a predicted model, not a curated record. Gene Ontology annotation, cellular component: cytoplasm.